Poeciliopsis prolifica (blackstripe livebearer) is the source of this 1002-nucleotide messenger RNA. RefSeq names its product ninjurin-2-like. Gene Ontology annotation, biological process: cell adhesion; tissue regeneration. The record is from RefSeq and is a predicted model, not a curated record. Gene Ontology annotation, cellular component: membrane. The transcript has 4 exons. Lineage: Eukaryota; Metazoa; Chordata; Actinopteri; Cyprinodontiformes; Poeciliidae. Bases 135 to 617 code for a protein of 160 amino acids.
CCUUACUUGGUGCUCGGUGCCUGGCUUCCAGGGUAUCUCCCUCUGCCAUCGUCGCAUUGGCAUCUUUUGCUCCUGUGAGAGCAAACCUAAAGCGCGUGUUUGUCUCGACGUCUGGAGUGCUCGCUGCAGGCCUCAUGAUGCAGGGACUGGGGAAGACGGAGAGAGGAGAGCAGGGACGCGACAUCGACCUGGCAUCGAUGAGAUCCACCAUGCCAGCCAGCGGCCCACUGCAGGGAGUUUCCACACCUGCCUUGAACAUGAACCUGUAUGCUACCAAGAAGACGGCAGCUGAAGGCAUGCUAGACAUCGCUCUGUUCUUGGCCAACAUCACGCACAUGAAGACUGUCAUUGAACAAGGAGCAGGAUACAGAUACUACGCUGCUGUCCUGACGCUCAUAUCCUUCUCCCUGGCUCUUCAGAUAGUCGCCGGCGUUUUGAUUAUCAUAAUAGCCCGCAGGGACCUGAAUGUGGUGUCCAAUCAGAAGCGACUCGACUACCUGAACAACGUCACCACGGGCGUCAUCUUUGUCACCACUGUGGUCAACUUCUUCGUUAGUUUCUUCGGCUCCAAGAGGACCGGCUUCUUCCGCUGGUUGCUGGCCAGACUCCACUACUGACACUUCGGACAAGGCCGCAGACGCCAUCUGACAGACACUAACACGACCAGAACGAAUUCAAUUCAAAUACAAUUAACACCUUGAUCUGAGACAAAAUUGAGGCAAAUAAAUGGACUCUUUGUAAAGAGACUCAAACUGUAACCAAGCUAAAAUGUUGCCUGUUUGUUUCUUUUGUGGGGCUGUGAUUUUCAGACUUUUAUACAAAUGUUGGACGUUUUCUGUCUUGGUUAAUACAUUUCAGUAAACGUCUUUACUUCGUAUUUGUACUUAACUUAAAAACUGCUUAAAAGAUGCUUUUGAGGUUCAGUUUCUGCGAGAAAUCAGGAUCGAUGACUGUAAACUUUCACCUUCGGAAACUCGAAUAAACCCAGUGGUUUGAAGAAAA